Messenger RNA from Capsicum annuum, 1030 nucleotides. Its product is annotated as superoxide dismutase [Cu-Zn], chloroplastic. Bases 150 to 779 code for a protein of 209 amino acids. The transcript is spliced from 8 exons. Lineage: Eukaryota; Viridiplantae; Streptophyta; Magnoliopsida; Solanales; Solanaceae. Gene Ontology annotation, biological process: removal of superoxide radicals. Gene Ontology annotation, molecular function: superoxide dismutase activity; copper ion binding. The record is from RefSeq and is a predicted model, not a curated record.
UGCACACAGACAAAAAAAAAUAAAAUUCAAGAACCAAACAAGAAAAAAACUCAGAAAACUCAAAGAUAAAAUCUUGUAUCUCUUGCUAUCUGAAACAUUAUCAGUCUAUCAAUUACUAUCUCUCAUUUUUGCCAAUCAGUGUGGCAGUCAUGGCCUCCCACACAAUCUUUACUACCACUCCUACCUCUACCAAUUCUUUCUUAUUCCCAAAUUCUUCUUCUUUCUAUGGUGUUUCCCUUUAUGUUAAGUCUAAAUUUAGCCAAUCUUUGACCCUUUAUGCUGUUACUACUCCUAAACCUCUUACUGUUUUUGCUGCUACUAAGAAAGCUGUUGCUGUUCUUAAGGGAAGUUCUAAUGUUGAGGGGGUUGUCACUUUAUCUCAAGAUGAUGAUGGUCCAACUACGGUUAACGUUCGUAUAACUGGACUUACUCGUGGACUUCAUGGGUUUCAUUUGCAUGAAUAUGGUGACACUACAAAUGGGUGUAUGUCUACAGGAGCCCAUUUCAAUCCUAAUAAUUUGACACAUGGAGCUCCUGGAGACGAAAUCCGUCAUGCGGGUGACCUGGGAAACAUAACAGCCAAUGCCGAUGGCGUGGCUGAAACAACAAUUAUUGAUAAUCAGAUACCAUUGACGGGUCCAAACUCAGUUGUUGGAAGAGCACUUGUAGUUCACGAGCUUGAGGAUGACCUCGGAAAGGGUGGCCAUGAACUCAGCCUUACCACAGGCAAUGCUGGCGGACGAUUGGCAUGCGGUGUUGUUGGUUUGACUCCAAUAUGAAGUAACAGCAAUAGCUCUUUUGUCGGAAUUAUAAGGAAUGAACAUAUCUACCCUCCUCGCCUUGUUGCCAAUAAAACGCUACAUGAAUGUGUUCUGAGAGAUUCUUGAUGAACUAAAUUUGAACUUGUAUGUACACUUUGCCAAAUGAAUGCAACACUUUUUGCUUCAAACUUGUAUUUGGAGUUGCUAUUUCACUAUCCUUUUUGAGUUAUGGCUAUCAAAGGUGAUCCUAAAUGAACAAAGUUUUGGCA